Messenger RNA from Penicillium nucicola, 690 nucleotides. Its product is annotated as yippee/mis18 family protein. The transcript has a single exon. The coding region runs from base 1 to 690 and encodes 229 amino acids. The record is from RefSeq and is a predicted model, not a curated record. NCBI's taxonomy places the organism in Eukaryota, Fungi, Ascomycota, Eurotiomycetes, Eurotiales, Aspergillaceae.
AUGCCUAAAGAGCGCAAACUACAUUUCCCUCAGUUUCUUCUCCCAUCCACUGUGUUCCCUACACAUGGGCCUUCUCCGGACUCCAAAUCCCGUAAGCCUAAGUACUUGGAGGGACAUGUUCCCUACCUGUGCUGUGCAGAGUGCGCAUCACACCUUUGUUUUGCUUCUCAGGUGAUUAGCAAAGGGUUCACAGGUCGCCAUGGUCGUGCAUACCUCGUCUCAGCGGAGCCGGUUGCUGCAGCCGUGUCAGUCAGCGCGUCCUCCUCGCCUACACUUUCACUCCCCAACACCAUAUUACAGCGCCCAGUUCCUCGCCAGCUAGUCACAGGUGCCCACACAGUCAGUGACGUGAGUUGCGCAUUUUGUGACAGUGUUUUGGGCUGGAAGUAUGUUGCAGCCGAGGAGGAAUCACAGCGAUACAAGGUUGGCAAGUUUAUCUUGGAAACUAAGAAAAUCACAACUUCUUCCUGCUGGGAAGCCCCGCCUACUCUUGAUCCGUCUAUGCGAUCGUCUAUGCAAUCAGAAACCCAGCCAGAAGGGAUCGAAUCUGCCUCCACAGAUGCCGAAUUCGACAGCCAUGAUGAGGACGAGUGCGAGGACUUAUUCGCGGGCAUCUGGAGUCCCGGACUCGCCACACGUCGAAGAAGUCGCAAGAUUGAACGUCGACCUGGCAUGUUCGGAUUUUCAUGA